AUGCGCGAUCUAGCCUUGCCGCCGACUGCCCUCCCUCUGCUUCCUAGUGUUGUCGACUUUGCUUACGGCUUCGUCUCUCUAGAAGCGCUCUACUUCAUUCCUUUGGUGGUUCUGAUUUAUGUGGCCAGAACUAGACUGCUACUUGCCAAGAUCGUUCGCAGUCAAUAA
Messenger RNA from Cooperia oncophora, 168 nucleotides. The record is from the annotation of a GenBank genome assembly. Lineage: Eukaryota; Metazoa; Nematoda; Chromadorea; Rhabditida; Trichostrongylidae.